Messenger RNA from Drosophila nasuta, 2033 nucleotides. It is a transcript of the gene Hrb98DE, whose product is annotated as Heterogeneous nuclear ribonucleoprotein at 98DE. Lineage: Eukaryota; Metazoa; Arthropoda; Insecta; Diptera; Drosophilidae. The record is from RefSeq and is a predicted model, not a curated record. Gene Ontology annotation, biological process: mRNA splicing, via spliceosome. The transcript is spliced from 5 exons. Gene Ontology annotation, cellular component: catalytic step 2 spliceosome. Gene Ontology annotation, molecular function: mRNA 3'-UTR binding. Bases 143 to 1240 code for a protein of 365 amino acids.
UUCAACGCCAGCAAGUGUAUCAUUUGUGAAGAGCAUUGUGCUAAAAGUUUGAGUACAAACUAAAAUAUUUUACAAAAAGAAAUAAUAUAUACAAAUAAAUAAUAUAUACAAAUAAAUAAUAUAUACAAAUAAAUAAUAUAAAAUGGGUGGCCACAACGAUCAAAACGGAAACUCCAAUGGCCAGCACGAUGAUGAUUCUAUCACCGAGCCUGAGCACAUGCGUAAAUUGUUCAUUGGUGGUCUGGAUUAUCGCACCACUGACGACAAUUUAAAAGCGCAUUUUGAGAAAUGGGGCCAAAUUGUCGAUGUAGUCGUCAUGAAGGACCCGCGCACAAAGCGCUCUCGCGGCUUCGGUUUUAUCACCUACUCACAUUCGAGCAUGGUAGACGAAGCACAAAAAGCGCGUCCCCACAAGAUCGAUGGCCGUGUUGUAGAACCCAAGCGCGCGGUGCCACGCCAAGAUAUUGACUCGCCCAAUGCGGGCGCAACGGUCAAGAAACUGUUUGUUGGCGCACUGAAGGACGACCAUGAUGAGGAGAGUCUGCGUGAAUAUUUCCAACAUUUUGGCAGUAUUGUCGAUAUUAACAUUGUCAUGGAUAAGGAAACGGGCAAAAAGCGUGGCUUCGCCUUUGUCGAAUUUGAUGACUACGAUCCCGUGGACAAAGUUGUGUUGCAAAAACAGCAUCAGCUUAAUGGAAAAAUGGUGGACGUAAAGAAAGCAUUGCCUAAGCAGAAUGAAAUGGGAGGCGGCGGCGGUGGUGGACGUGGUCAGGGAGGUCGCGGUGGUGGCGGCAAUCGGGGUGGCAACAUGGGCGGUAAUAUGGGUGGGGGUGGCAACUUUGGCAACCAGAACGGCGGAAACUGGGGAAAUCGCGGCGGUAAUGACAAUUGGGGUAAUAGCAACUUUGGCGGCGGCUACGGAGGUGGCGGCAACAACUGCUGGGGCGGCAAUAACGGACCGUGGGACAACAAUUGGGGCAACAAUGGUGGCGGUAACUUUGGCAGUGGCGGCGGCGGUGGCAACGGCAACUGGGGCAAUAAUGGUGGCAAUGACUUUGGCAACUAUCAGCAGGGUUACAGCGGGGGUCCACAACGUGGCGGCAACUUUAGCAAUAAUCGCAUGCAGCCCUACCAAGGUGGCGGCAACUUUGGCAACAAAGCAGGAGGUGGAAACCAAGGCAAUUAUGGUGGAAACAAUCAGGGCUUCAAUAACGGUGGCGGCAACAAUCGCAGAUAUUGAAAAGGCCCCCCGAACGAGGUGGUAAAUUAGCAGUGGCUCAGUAUGUGCCCAAAAGUCAAAGUCAAGUAAACCAUAACCAUACGCAAUUCAAUGAUAUGAGCAACAACUCAUAUUCUACCUAAAAAAAAACAAACAAAAAAAAGAAGUUUUCCGAGAAUCAACUACCUACCACAAUACCAAAAUCAUGACAGAAGAUAAAAAUAUCAGGAACAGGUGCAGUGCAGAGUCGUAAGGAGAAUUGGUUCAGUCGAAAAAGAGUCAGUACAAGUACAGAGAGCAGAGCAGUGUGUAUGUGUGAGUGUGUGUCACAGCAGCAGCAGCAGCAAAGAUUUAAACAGAAAACAGAGAAAAACGAGAAGUAAAAGCACAGCAGCAGCAUCGAAAGAGCGAACCUCACACAUACGCAUCAAUCAGCAGUACACGUACACAGCAGCAGCUGGCCAGGAUUCAUUCGAUUGAGAUUGAGAGUAAUUUGCACAGUUACGAUAAUUAUACUUAUGAUUAAAUACAUAAUACUACCUACCUACAACACACACGACGCCACGUCCCGAUUCGUGCGUCGAACGUCGAAAACAAUUCAAUAUUCAAUAGCAUUAUAAUAUUUAUAUAUCUACUACUACAACACAUAUAUUCAACAAACAUUUUAUAUAGUAAACCCACAAAAUAAGUAAAAGCAACAUUGUAAAAUAGAAGAUUGAUUGUCAAGUCGUUGAGCUAAUUAAGAUAAAGCUAAAAGAAAAAAACUAUGAAAAGAAACAAGCAAUCAUACAAAGAAGAAAUAUCAUCAAAUCCA